Molecule: messenger RNA, 462 nt
Organism: Rangifer tarandus platyrhynchus (Svalbard reindeer)
Lineage: Eukaryota; Metazoa; Chordata; Mammalia; Artiodactyla; Cervidae
Source: the annotation of a GenBank genome assembly
AUGGACAGAGGAGCCUGGUGGGCUCCAGUCCACGGGGUCACAAAGAGUCAGACACAACUGAGCACUCAUGCAUGUACUGCUUUGGGACAGUGGGCCAUUGGGCUGCCCCUGUGGUGGGGAAGGUCUCCCCAGGGCAGACCGGGAGGAGGUGAGGCCAUUUCACAGAGAGGAGCAGCAGGGGCCACAGUCAAGUCUGAGUUCGGAUCAUAUGGUGGCCCCAGCUGCUCAGAAAGACAAAAGGACACCAUCAGAAAACCCAGCAUGGGACCCAGUUCCACUAGACUUUGCCUCCACUUCCAAUCCACACCCAAACACUUAGAAGGUUUCCCCGGUGUGGGAAAUGACCCCUUAGUAAGUCAGCGCUUUCUGUUUCCAAAGUGGAAAUGUGCCCCUUUUCUCCCCAGCAGGACACAGAGAUGUUCCCAGGUGCUGCCCAGGAAUGGAGAGGCUUUUCUGGAAUGA